Aspergillus fumigatus Af293 is the source of this 396-nucleotide messenger RNA. RefSeq lists its product as uncharacterized. The record is from RefSeq and is a predicted model, not a curated record. The transcript is spliced from 2 exons. Bases 1 to 396 code for a protein of 131 amino acids. NCBI's taxonomy places the organism in Eukaryota, Fungi, Ascomycota, Eurotiomycetes, Eurotiales, Aspergillaceae.
AUGUCAACAGGGUCGGCUGGGGAACUCUUUGCGUCGCCUGCAGCUGGCGGCGGAGCCUACUACUUUGCCAAAAAGUCUAUCAAUGCCGACCGUGCAUCCAGAUAUGAAGCAGAAUUGAAGAAGAAGGCGCAGCUUGCCGCGAUGGAAGCAGAACAUCGACGCCAAUCUACUCUCAAUGAGCCAACCACUGCCCCGUCAGAAAACCCCAGCUUGAAACGGGCGAACAUGGCUCGCUUCCAGAGUGCAGCGGAUGAUGUCGCUUCGCCUAGUGCAGAGGCAGGACAUGAUCCUGCACCGACUCGCCACGAGCCUGAGACAGAGGCUGAGCGGGUACUCGAGAAGGGGAAGUAUGAGGCUACUCAGCCGUUUCGACCUCCGAAGGGCAACCGACUCUAG